Messenger RNA from Lucilia sericata (common green bottle fly), 1335 nucleotides. Its product is annotated as probable G-protein coupled receptor CG31760. The transcript has a single exon. Bases 39 to 500 code for a protein of 153 amino acids. Lineage: Eukaryota; Metazoa; Arthropoda; Insecta; Diptera; Calliphoridae. The record is from RefSeq and is a predicted model, not a curated record.
ACGACAGCGAUGAGGUGGCACACAUACGCAUCGAACAAAUGAUGGCCGAAAUGAAUGAGUUAACCGAUACUUCGGAUUCAACGACUAAAACCAACACCACUAUAAUAUCACCAGAUAGUACGGAACUUGAACCAACCAUAUUCGAAGAGUUGAUUUUACAAUCACCCACUUCAUCCUCAUCUAUGUAUGCCAUACGUUCUCCCUCGCCACCAUUGCCGGCCCACUUUAAAUAUCCUCUACAUCUAAAGGCUCCAGCUCAAUUUCAUCCAUCUGAUUCGGAAGAAGAGGGUGUUACCCUUACCGAAAUUGUUGAAAUACAUCGAGUACCUUCGGUGGCUCUUAUAACAAUUGAUAAUAAUAAUUUUCAGCCUUCUAACUUGCCACACGAUGUUGAUCACGAUAUGGAAAGUCAAGUGAAUAACAAUAAUACAUCGUGUUCGUUAUCGUCCACUUUAACCGAUAGUAAAACUUUGGAUGUACGUACACCCAUUGUGGUCUAAGAAAAGCAACAACAACAACAAAUAGCAACUACAAUAAAAAGAAAAGUGUUAUAGUCAAUAAUUAAUAUCAUUCAGUGUUGGUUUUGAUGUGUUUACUACAAAAGUUAAAAAAACAGUCUUUUUAAAGUAAAAAGUAAAUGGCAAAAUUAAUUUCUUUAUAGGUUAUGUUUAAAUUUUUUAAGUUAUGUAUGAUUUUUUAAUUAAGAUAUUCUAUAGAUGUUGCUUUUAUUUAUUAAGAUUUUAAUUUACUCAAAAAAAAUGUGUUUCAAAAUUGGGUUUCUAUUGAAUAAUUUGAUUACUUUAAAUAUCGGAUAAAUACGAUUUUUAUAGUAAUGGAAUAUACAAUAGAACUCGAUUUCUAAUAUUUACUAUAAUUUAGUUUGCUGUAAACAUGUAAAACAUGUUUAAGAUUAUUUUAAUUUAUAGAUUUAGUGCUAGAACAUUUAUUUAAGAAUUCUGUAUGUAUUGUAAAUUAGUCAAUUAAUUAUUAGGUUUCUUAAAAAAAAUAAGUUCAUAAUUUUAAUUUAGAGCUAAAAUUGACAUGGGAUUUUAAAUGAUAAUAACACUAGAAUUAUAAACAUAAAUCUGAAGAUAAAUUACAGCAAACGUAAUAGAAUUAUCUCUCGUAUCAAAAUCUUAUUACGAUAACGAGACUAUAGACUGGACCAAAAAUUUGACUAUAGACAAGACUUCAGAAAAUAUUAUAAUCUAGACUAUAUACUAUAAAAUAUACUUUAGUUCAGAAUAAAUACUAAGCCUUAGUCCAGACUAUAGACUAGAUGAUAGUUUAAACUAUAGAACAGACGAUAGUACCGACUAUAGACUAGUCUAUACA